AUGAAGUCAUUUUCCACAUCUCGCAUUCCUCCGUUGGCAAUGAAGAUAUCGACAUUGUUUCUGCUGCUGCUUCUAAAUCUCAAUCUUGGGAUUUGCCAGGAUGACCAUCCUCAAGUUCGAUGUCCGGUACGUUUGUACUGUAAAGAAAAUAAAACCAGUAUUCUUGAGCUGCCUGCCUAUCCCUCUUCAGUGAAACUCCCCGUCCGUAAUAUUAAUUACGCAUCAAAUUCUUUAGAAAUUUAUGAUCCCAAAUACUGCCUUACUGAACUCUUUCUCAAACUCAAUUACUCAUCAUUUUAUCCUUUCCGAUCCAUUAGAUAUGGUUUCGACGAUAGCGAAUUUUCUCUUGAUCACAUGCGGACCAACGUUACUUUCUUUAACUGUUCUUCAAGAGGGCAAUCAUACCUGAUAGAAUUCGACGAAGCCGGACAAGAUAUUUCAUCUUGUCCGAUUCGUGUGGCUCAUGACGACGACGAUGCUAUCGACUCAAAAACUGUGUUCUGCACAAAACUGGUUCGUCAAGUUAUGCCAUUGCCCGCAGAUGUGCUACGGGAUUAUUUAAUCCAAUGGGUAUGGAAGAGAAGUUUCCAUAGUGGCGAUGGAUGCUUUCUCCCUUGCAGAGACUCUGUUUUGGAGAAGCCUAAAUCAGGGAAGAAGUAUGAAGCCAUUAUUUUACCCAUUGCAGGUGCAGCUCUCCUUGUGUCAAUACUCGCUGCCUUGUAUUAUAUGCAUCACUAUUACACAAACAAAGGGGAAGAUCAACAAAGAGUUCAAACUUUCUUGAAGGACUACGAGGCAUUCAAACCAACCAGAUUCUCUUAUGCUGAUAUCAAGAGAAUCACUAAGAAUUUUAAGGACAAGUUAGGCGCAGGAGCUCACGGAGCUGUCUACAAAGGUAAAUUGUCCAAUCAAAUUCUUGUUGCUGUCAAGAUUCUCAAUAACACAGACGGAGAUGGGAAAGAAUUCAUAAAUGAAGUGGGAACUAUGGCCAAAAUCCACCAUGUCAACGUGGUUCGCUUGCUUGGCUACUGCGCCGAUGGAUCUCACCGCGCUUUGGUUUAUCACUUCUUCCCCAAUGGUAAUCUCCAGAGCUUCAUUGCUUCGUCCAGCGACAAGGAAAACUUUCUUGGAUGGAACAAGUUGCAUAAGAUUGCUCUCGGCAUAGCUAAAGGGAUUGAAUAUCUUCACCAAGGCUGUGAUCAAAGAAUUCUGCAUUUUGAUAUUAAUCCUUACAAUGUCUUGUUAGAUCAAAGUUUCACUCCAAAAAUUUCAGAUUUCGGUUUGGCUAAGUUAUGCUCCAAGAAUCGAAGUACUGUAUCCAUGACUGCAGCUAGGGGAACGUUAGGGUACAUGGCGCCAGAAGUUUUCUCCAGAAACUUCGGCAAUGUAUCUUACAAAUCCGAUAUCUACAGUUAUGGGAUGCUAUUGCUUGAGAUGGUUGGAGGAAGAAAGAAUACAAACAUGAGUCAGGAAACAUUUCAAGUUCUGUAUCCGAAUUGGAUACACAAUUUGCUUGAAGGAGAUGAUACGUAUAUUCCUAUCGACGACGAUGGUGAUUUUAGAAUCGCAAAGAAACUUGCAAUAGUGGGACUAUGGUGCAUUCAAUGGCACCCUGUGCACCGUCCGUCCAUGAAAAGUGUAGUUCAAAUGCUUGAAGGAGAGGAAGACAAGUUGAAAGUGCCGCCAAAUCCUUUUGAAUCUGGCGCUGAGAGUAGUUCAAGUGCAAAUAUUCCAGCAAGAUGCUUGAAUUUGGAAUUGGAAGUGAUUCCAGAAACAGACUAGUUUGAUUUAAGAUAGUAUAUUAUUAGGCAUGCA
This is a messenger RNA of Arachis ipaensis, 1815 nucleotides long. RefSeq names its product rust resistance kinase Lr10-like. Gene Ontology annotation, biological process: protein phosphorylation. Lineage: Eukaryota; Viridiplantae; Streptophyta; Magnoliopsida; Fabales; Fabaceae. The record is from RefSeq and is a predicted model, not a curated record. Gene Ontology annotation, molecular function: ATP binding; protein kinase activity.